AGAUAAUAGAUGUGACGUUGAAAUUUUAGCCGUGCAGCGUCAGAGCUCCAUAAAUCCACCUUCUUCCUUGCUCCUUCAACGACGUUCCUCAACUCAACUUUCCGGCCAUGGCUUCUUCCACCACCUCAGUUCUGUCUCUUCUUCUUUUAGUUUUUUGCACCGCUGCCGCCUCCUCCGCCGCGACCAUCAGAAUGUACCCGAAAGAGCACGUGGUGCUGCCGGACGGCGACCCGAGUUGCGAGAGCUGGAAGUUCGCCGUUGAAGUGAACGCCGCCGGAGCGUGGAACUCCGUGCCGCGGCCGUGCGUCCAGUUUGUCCGGGAUUACUUUAACGGCGACCGUUACCUUUCGGACUCUGAGGCGGUGGCUGAUUACUCCUUGAGCUUCGCCAAUUCGCUGAAUGUGGCCGGCGACGGCGGCAAGGACGCUUGGGUCUUCGACGUCGACGAGACCCUCCUUUCCAAUUUACCUUACUAUAGAACUCACGGGUUCGGAUCGGAGCCGUACAAUGACACUUCUUUCAACGAGUGGGUGAAUGAGGGUGUGGCUCCGGCACUGCCGGCCAGUUUGAGGCUGUUCAAUAAGGUGAAAGGUCUUGGAAUAAAGAUUUUUCUUCUAACUGGCCGACCUGAAGCUCAAAGAGCCAUCACACAACAAAACCUCCUUGACGCAGGCUAUUCUGGUUGGGAGAAGCUUAUCCUCAGGGGAGCUGAUGAUGAAGGAAAGAAAGCUAUUGCAUACAAAUCAGAGAAGAGAUCUGAAUUGGAAGAAGAAGGUUACAUAAUCCAAGGAAGCUCUGGAGAUCAAUGGAGUGAUUUGGUGGGCUAUGCUCUCUCUAAGAGAUCCUUCAAGCUCCCAAAUCCAAUGUAUUACAUUCCCUAAGCUUCUAAUUGCCUGCCCUUAAUCCUUCCUAUGGCUAUCAAUAAAUCUACUUUCGCUACGUUUUUCAAGUUGGUUUCUAAUAUUUUCAAAGUU
Momordica charantia (bitter melon) is the source of this 974-nucleotide messenger RNA. RefSeq names its product acid phosphatase 1. The record is from RefSeq and is a predicted model, not a curated record. Gene Ontology annotation, molecular function: acid phosphatase activity. Lineage: Eukaryota; Viridiplantae; Streptophyta; Magnoliopsida; Cucurbitales; Cucurbitaceae.